Molecule: messenger RNA, 366 nt
Organism: Penicillium verhagenii
Lineage: Eukaryota; Fungi; Ascomycota; Eurotiomycetes; Eurotiales; Aspergillaceae
Exons: 1
Coding region: 1-366 (121 amino acids)
Source: RefSeq, a predicted model, not a curated record
AUGGUUUUGUCCCUCAAUGCGACCAUUCUCUCGCCCACCGUUCGGUUCUUGCACAAGUCAGCACAUGUAGGGCUUGAUCCGGACGAGUUCUCUGGGAAAACAGCUUACACUCCCUUUUCGCCGACACCGUCGGAUCCUCAAUGGCCAUCCAGGUCGCCGACGUCGGCUCACGGUAUCGCCAGGCCGCGCAGUCAGGACAUAUUGAUGACUAUCCGCGUCGUUGAGCACCAGCUCCAUGUACUGAAGAAAGCUAUGGGCCUUCUAGCGCAGUAUUGUCUCGUGGGACGCAAGGAUGUAAAACCCAAUGUCAUGUGUCGCCACGAGGCGUCGGUAUUAGCGAAGGCAGUGAUGCGACAGGCUGUGUAG